Molecule: messenger RNA, 3083 nt
Organism: Xenopus tropicalis (tropical clawed frog)
Lineage: Eukaryota; Metazoa; Chordata; Amphibia; Anura; Pipidae
Gene: lrrtm1
Product: leucine rich repeat transmembrane neuronal 1
Exons: 1
Coding region: 906-2471 (521 amino acids)
Cellular component (GO): postsynaptic membrane
Molecular function (GO): identical protein binding
Source: RefSeq, a predicted model, not a curated record
UGAGAUUCUCAGUGCAGGCGUAGAGUCAUGAGUAGCUUACGACACUCAGUGAACGCUAGGUGCCUCUGCAUGCUUCAGCAACAUACUGCUCCGGCUCCAGCAAAAAAAGGAGCUUUCUGCCUGAUUGUCUUUCUCUGCCCCGGCUACAAGCAGCUCACAAGCAACGCGGGGAGGGGAAGAUAAAAAAAACAACCAUUCACCAAUUCAUCUCUCCGGGGCUGAAUGACUUCCACAAUCAAUUGGAGUUACAUUUUAUUUUUUGGGGGGCGAACGUCGGUGGGAUUCAGGUGAUGGACACUGAGCAGACUGCAAGAUCCCGGAGAGUCGUUAGCAAAGCCGUUUCCACAACGUCGCCGUGUUAACUGCAGAGGCAAAAAAAAAACCCAAAACCAAAACGACGGCGGGAUUUUAGUAGUUGUGGAACUUGAAGGUCCUACAAGUCAUCUGAAAGGUAACCGGACCCCCCCUUCCUUUCCUCCGCUUUCCCCAUUCAUCUUAUAGAGGCAAAGUGGGACAUUGUGAGGCUGCCAGCAUUGUACAAACUGAAAGGCAGCACAGAGGGGUCUUUUAGCCCUGCGUAUAAUUAGCCAAAACACAAAGGCAGCAGCUGAAUGGAGGCUGUCACUCUCUGGAGAAAGGGUGGGUGAGAGACUUUUUACAUGAAUUUUUUUUACAUGAAGAAAUAUCUAUAUUUCAAACCCUUCCCCGCAGCGUUUAACAUGAGCGAAACCUCAGCCUCUCUGCCUGCGAAUCCCCAUGAACUUUAACGCUGCCGACAUUCUCCUUGCCGUAAAGUCUGCCCCCACCUGUGUGUCUGUUGAUCUAUGUAUUUUAUUAAAAUAUGAUGUAGAAUCUGGGCAAGAUUCAAUGGACAUUCUCGAGAAAACCUGGAUACAUUCUUGCUAAUGGAUUUCCUUCUCAUUGGUCUCUGCUUAAACUGGCUGCUAAGGAAGCCCCCAGGGUUAAUACUGUGUACGUUGGGUGUAUUUGUUAAAAUGCUUCCACUGGUGAAUAGUGGGUGUCCGAGGCUGUGCCGGUGCGAGGGCAGGUUCCUGUACUGCGAGUCGCAGAAUGUCACUGAGAUCCCUCACAACCUGUCGGGCGUAAUGGGCUUGUCUCUGCGGUACAACAGCCUUUCAGAGCUACAAGACGGCCAGUUCACAGGGUUAAUUCAGCUCACGUGGCUCUAUCUGGAUCACAAUCACAUCCACACAGUAGAGGGAAAUGCCUUUCACAAACUGCGUAGAGUUAAAGAACUCACUCUUAGUUCCAACAAAAUCACACAUCUGGCCAACACCACUUUCCGACCCAUGCCAAACUUGCGCAGUGUGGAUUUAUCCAACAAUAACCUACAGUCUCUGGAAGCGGAUCUCUUUCAUGGGCUGCGCAAGCUGACGACUUUGCAUAUGCGCUACAACGCCAUCAAGUUUGUACCAGUCAGAAUCUUUCAGGACUGUCGCAGCCUGAAGUUCCUGGACUUGGGAUACAAUCAGUUGAAGAGCCUUGCUCGCAACUCCUUCGCGGGUUUGUUUAAGCUCACCGAGCUCCACCUCGAGCACAAUGACUUGGUGAAGGUGAAUUUAGCUCAUUUUCCCCGGCUCCUAUCCUUGCACUCUCUAUUUAUGAGGAGGAAUAAGGUGACUAUAGUGGUGAACUCCUUGGACUUCGUAUGGAAACUAGAAAAAAUGGACCUCUCUGGGAAUGAAAUUGAAUACAUCGAACCUCACGUUUUUGAAAGUUUACCUCAUCUGGAAUCACUGCAACUCGACUCCAAUCGACUGACUUACGUUGAUCCUAGAAUCUUAAACUCUUGGAAAUCCCUUUCCAGCAUCACCCUUGCUGGGAACAACUGGGACUGUGGCCGCAACGUUUGUGCUUUGGCCUCUUGGCUCAGCGCUUUCAAAGGUCGCUGCGAUGGCAAUAUGCUAUGCACGACCCCGGAGUAUGCCCAGGGUGAGGACGUCCUUGACGCCGUUUACUUUUUCCGUUUGUGCGACGACCCGGUAGAUCCAACCAGUGCUAAUGCUAUUUCUACAGCACUGAACAACAGUGACAGAAUUGCCAUUGACAGCCCCACUGCUACUAGUUACAACGUGCAGGAUACCGAAGGGGAAAGAACCACCAACGUCCAAACGGCAACUGUGGCCAAUGAGCACCACGAGAACACGGUUCAGAUCCACAAGGUGGUCACGGGGACCAUGGCUCUGAUUUUUUCCUUUCUCAUUGUGGUUUUGAUGUUGUAUGUUUCAUGGAAGUGUUUCCCUGCCAGCCUUAGACAGCUGAGGCAGUGCUUUGUGACACAACGUAGGAAGCAAAAGCAGAAACAGACCAUGCAUCAAAUGGCUUCCAUGUCGGCCCAGGAAUAUUACGUUGAUUAUAAACCCAAUCACAUUGAAGGAGCUUUGGUUAUCAUUAAUGAGUAUGGUUCCUGCUCUUGUCAUCAGCAGCCUGCAAGGGAGUGUGAGGUGUGAUUUGUAUGGGAAUGAAACAAUUGUACAACCAAAUAACAAUCACAGACAGGUGAAUGGCCAGCGGGGUGUGCUUGGUGAUGCACUUUUUUCUGAUUGACAUGGAGAAAGACUUGACAUUUUAGCUUUAUUGUGUCUUAAAUCUACAGGACAGCCAACCAUAAAACAAACAUACAAAAAAAAUAUUCAUACGGUAUGAAGAUCUGUCUAUAUUCAGGAAUCUGAAAGUGUAAAAAAAAAAAAAAAAAAAAGGUACCACAUUGAUUUUUUUGUAAACUAUGAUGUUUAAAAAAAUAAAAAAAAAUAGCAUUUACAAUAUUUGAAGAGUGAUUUGACUAAAUCCAUGAUGCAAAACAAAAAGGAGGUAUUUUUGUAUCCCCCAGUCUUUGGCAAUCUAUCAUCUGGCUCUUUACAAAUAAAGCAACCUUGGUUUAGAUAAAGGUGGACGAGUGGAUCAUUCUACUAAAUGAUUCCUUUGCUGCCGUCCAUUGUACUGGGUGCCGUCUUGUAAUGGGUGCCCUGCAGCCCAACCGGAAACUUGCCUUGGUAACGAGAUCUUGGUUAAUGGUCUUAGGUGGCUUCCCAAAAUAGACUCUACACUAGGUAGGUAGAUAG